AUAAAAGGAGCAAAUGUCUCCUGUCCUGCUUACACAUUCAGACACGCUCAACACGUGCCCGACUGGCUGUUUGUUUGCUUGUGGACGUGAAAGAGAAGGCAAGGAGACGCUGUUCAAAGACUGCUGCUGAAGCUCUAAACGAAAAGUUCGUAGCAUGGAUGCUGCAGAAUUUCGGCGCAGAGGCAAAGAGAUGGUUGACUACGUGGCUGACUAUUUGGAAAAAAUAGAGGAACGACCAGUCUACCCAGACCUGGAACCAGGAUAUCUGCGUGAUUUAAUCCCGACUGAAGCCCCAUGUGAGCCUGAGAGUUUUGAGGAUCUAAUGCAAGAUGUAGAGAGAGUCAUAAUGCCAGGGAUUACCCAUUGGCACAGCCCCAACUUUUUUGCCUACUUUCCAGCAGCUUCGUCCUACCCUGCUAUGCUGGCUGAUAUGUUGUGUGGAGCCAUUGGAUGUAUUGGAUUUUCCUGGGCUGCCAGCCCCGCCUGCACUGAGCUGGAGACGGUGAUGCUGGAUUGGCUCGGAAAGAUGCUGCAACUGCCCGAGUGUUUUAUAGCUGGGACUCAUGGUCAUGGAGGAGGUGUCAUUCAGAGCACAGCCAGUGAGGCGACUCUGAUGUCCCUCCUUGCUGCUCGCUGUAAAGCCGUCAGACGAGUCCAGGCUGUGGAAUCUGAAAGGUCCGAGUCCGACGUCCUCUCCAAGCUGGUGGCAUACACUUCUGACCAAGCUCAUUCGUCUGUUGAGCGUGCUGCUCUGAUCGGAGCAGUGAUGAUGAGGAAGGUUCCCACAGAUGAACAUUUUGCUGUCAGGGAGGAAAUGCUGAAGAAGAUGGUGGAGGAGGACAAAGCAGCUGGACUCAUCCCUUUUUAUUUUUGUGCAACACUUGGCACCACUCCAUCAUGUGCGUUUGAUCACAUCACCAAGCUGGGGCCCCUGUGUAAUAAGGAAAAUAUGUGGAUGCACAUUGAUGCAGCUUAUGCUGGGAGUGCCUUUAUUUGUCCUGAGUUUAGACCUCUCCUGAACGGCAUUGAGUACGCAGAUUCUUUCAACUUUAACCCCCACAAAUGGCUUCUGAUUAACUUUGACUGCUCCACAAUGUGGGUGAAGAAGAGGACGGACAUCAUUGGAGCCUUUAAAAUGGAACCGCUCUACCUGAAGCAUGAAAACCAGGAGUCAGGUCUUGUCACAGACUACAGGCACUGGCAGAUUCCUCUGGGAAGAAGAUUUCGCUCACUGAAGAUGUGGUUUGUAUUUCGUUUGUACGGACUGAAAGGGCUGCAAGCUCAUAUACGAAAGCAAGUGGCCCUGGCCAAAGAGUUCGAGAGCCUGGUUCAAGCAGACAACCGGUUUGAGAUCUGUGCUGAGGUCAUCUUAGGACUGGUCUGCUUCAGGCUCAAGGGCUCCAAUGAGCUGAACCAGAACCUGCUGAAGAGGAUCACAAAGAGCAGAGAAAUCCACCUGGUGCCCUGCCAGCUGUCUGGCCGCUUUGUCCUUCGCUUUGCCAUCUGUGCACGCACCACCGAGUCACGCCACAUCCAACGAGCAUGGCGUCACAUCACACAACUUGCUUUUGAGCUUUUGCAGGAGCAGCCACAUUGACCAUUCGUUUUGUCCUCUCCCAUGCUGAAACGCAAACCAAAGUUUAGAAAACAGCUUCACAAAGAUUGCGGAUAAAAAACGUCAUUGUGUUUAUUUUCCAAACUUCACUUAGCAGUCUACUUUAAUUUGCCUAAAUAUUUGACAGUGUUGAUUGAUUCAUGUGAAGGUGUUUUGUUAGAAAAAUGCUGAAUCGCUUAUGCAAAAAAAAAAAAAAUUCAUCUGCAAUUUCUCCAGCCGCCAUCUAAGCUCCUGUUUGUCACUGAUCUGUGAAUUCAUAAUUGUCCUGCAGGCUUGACUGUGCUGAUUCUGUGUCUGUUAUUGUCGUCAGAAAUAGUUCAGAGACGUACUAAACCUUGACGUUUGCUGGAACUGUUUAAUUGUCUUAUUCUGUCAGUCUGCAUUGAAUGUAUUGCACUUUGUGAAAAUGAAAUUCAUGAGUCCGUUUGUGUGUUUGCUGCAUAUUGUAAAACUAAUGGCUGACUCACAUGUGAGGGUAACAAAUCUAUUAUUGCGUCAGUGAGUCAGGUUAAACACCUGUUUAAGUGCAUACAGUCCUCUUGGUGUGGAGCUUGUAAUGGCAGAGGCAAUCAAAAAUAUUUUAAAUUAUGUUUUUACAAAUUUGUGUCAAUUUUGUUUAAUCAUUUUAAGUUAAAAGGUGAAAAAACUUUUAUUACUUUUUAUUUGCAAAUAAUGUCCUGUUUUACAUAGUAUAUCUGUCCUUCAGAUAUUAAAGGUCAGAGUCGAAUAAAAAUAAAAAGAUUUUGAGCC
Nothobranchius furzeri (turquoise killifish) is the source of this 2365-nucleotide messenger RNA. It is a transcript of the gene ddc, whose product is annotated as dopa decarboxylase. The record is from RefSeq and is a predicted model, not a curated record. Gene Ontology annotation, molecular function: pyridoxal phosphate binding; aromatic-L-amino-acid decarboxylase activity. Gene Ontology annotation, cellular component: cytoplasm. Gene Ontology annotation, biological process: serotonin biosynthetic process; amino acid metabolic process; catecholamine metabolic process. Lineage: Eukaryota; Metazoa; Chordata; Actinopteri; Cyprinodontiformes; Nothobranchiidae.